UUGGAAUGCAGCAAAGCAAGAUCGUACCUCUAUGGAUAGUAGUAUUACAUUUGAAGAUGUUGCUGUUGAAUCAGUCAGUUUUCACAUCUUGGACGACGAUAAGAGCAAAUCCAGUGUUGUGGACCAGAACCAGGAUUUCGAAUCUACAAGAGAGACCGUCGAUGACUACAUCAGUUUGAGUGCCGAUUCAGAAGCAAGAUCUACUAUAGGAUCAGAAUCUGAGACAUAUAUGUUUCUGACUGAUGUUAUUAUCUCAAUAGAGGAACUGUAUGAAUACGACAAUGAUCAGAACAUACGGAGAAGAACGAGUUGGUCUGAGCUCAAUGAAACUUUAGGGUUGCAGGAUGACCUCCCGAGUAAAGAACUCGUAGAUAAACUUACCCACAUGUUCCAAAUCAGCUCUAAAAGAGAAAGGGUGGAGGUGCUAUCACGUGUUAUCCCUUCUAUGACAAGAGAUGAAAGAUAAA
This is a messenger RNA of Sphaeroforma arctica JP610, 467 nucleotides long. RefSeq lists its product as hypothetical. NCBI's taxonomy places the organism in Eukaryota, Ichthyosporea, Ichthyophonida. The record is from RefSeq and is a predicted model, not a curated record. Bases 32 to 466 code for a protein of 144 amino acids. The transcript has a single exon.